UACGUUCUCUGUCGACUUUAAAUUUGUUUUGUGGGAAACAGUUACUUACAAGGAUGAGUGACAGUGGUCCAUCAGGAAGUGAAGCCUCAAACCAAGGAGAGUUCUUCUAUGUGGAAAAAAUACUUGAUGUGAGACAAGAGGGACAGGAUGAAGAUGCACGUCGAUAUAGGGUUCGGUGGGCUAACUACAGUCCUAGGAGCGAUACAUGGGAACCAAGUUCUAGUUUCCAUCCCACAUUACUGCAGCAGUUUGAGAGUCACUAUGAAAAGAUGAGAAAAGAGCGAGUUGCUUUUCUUCAAGAAAGUGGGCAAAAUGUCAGUUUAGAAGACGUAGUAGAUGUGAAUAUUCUCAGCAAAGAAAUUGAAGAAAUAACUAAAAAAAAAACCCAGUGUGGUUCACAGCGUAGAACAUUCUACGAGGUCAAGUGGCGAGGGUCUAAAUUCCUUUCCUGGGAAAUGGAUAAGGACUUAAUCCAUGCACAGGACAAAGUUGAUGCUUUCCAUCACAGAGUAAGAGUGAGCAGACUGAAGAGGAAAACCCCCACUCAUAGCCAGGAUUAUUUAUCUAACCAUGAAAAGAGAGUUAAGGAGCGAACUUUUUACGAAGCUGUGGAGAAAGGGCAGGCUGUGUCUCAUGAUAUGGAUUUAUACUCUCGAGUUAAAAAUAGGAGGAGCAGCAGUAAGGAACAGCCAUCGCCUUCAAAAUCUUCAUCUUCAAAGACCCGAAGAAGGAUUUUGCAAAUUGAUUCUUCUGAUGAAACUAGUGAUGAAGAAAGUAAGGUUGCUGGGGAAUCCCUAAGCCCUUGUAGUAAUUCCAAGGGUAACAGAAAGAAAAUCAUUCAGAACUGCACAGAUAACUCAGGAGAGGGAUUUUUAUCAGGUCUUCCAUUGUUUGACCCCCAGAGAAGUCACCAGGAGUUUGAACGACUGGAACAACAAACUUUGACUUUGUCAGAAGAGGAAUUUACAAUUGCUGUCGAUAAGGGUGACUAUCAGAUGUUGUUGGCAUCUCUUCGUAGUGACUACGUUCCAAUUCUGGAUUACACAGCGCUCUUCCUUAAGGCAGCACGUAGAGGUAGAAGAGAUGUAGCACUUCUCUUGGCAACUCGAGUAAGGAACCUCUCUGCACGCGACGAAUAUGGUAACUCAGCGAUCUGCAUGGCAGCUGAACAGGGGGACAUAUGUUUUGCCCAUCAUUUGUUUGCUAUGGGUGUAGCAAAACACGAGUGCAAUGGUGCUGGUGAAACCUUACAGCAGAUUGCAUCGAAGUAUGGUUGCAGACAUUUCACUAGGUUCUUACAGAGAUAUAAAAAAACCUUCAGGUAAUGAACUUAUAACUUAUCAGUGGCCCCAAGCAUCGCAGAUUAAUUACAACUGGAUAUAUAUUAUUAUAAAUAAUGAUCCUUUACGCAAACCCGCAGAUUGGAAUUAUGUUAUUAUCU
This is a messenger RNA of Macrobrachium nipponense, 1441 nucleotides long. Its product is annotated as M-phase phosphoprotein 8-like. Gene Ontology annotation, cellular component: pericentric heterochromatin. Gene Ontology annotation, biological process: negative regulation of transcription by RNA polymerase II; chromatin organization. The record is from RefSeq and is a predicted model, not a curated record. Bases 54 to 1325 code for a protein of 423 amino acids. Gene Ontology annotation, molecular function: chromatin binding. The transcript has 12 exons. Lineage: Eukaryota; Metazoa; Arthropoda; Malacostraca; Decapoda; Palaemonidae.